This is a messenger RNA of Hyla sarda, 1839 nucleotides long. RefSeq names its product SUV39H1 histone lysine methyltransferase (gene SUV39H1). Gene Ontology annotation, molecular function: histone H3K9 methyltransferase activity; zinc ion binding; protein binding. The record is from RefSeq and is a predicted model, not a curated record. NCBI's taxonomy places the organism in Eukaryota, Metazoa, Chordata, Amphibia, Anura, Hylidae. The transcript is spliced from 6 exons. The coding region runs from base 79 to 1353 and encodes 424 amino acids. Gene Ontology annotation, cellular component: nucleus.
CAUGCUGCCCGCGCCGGCUCUGUCCGACCAAUCAGAAUAAAGACUGCAAUCGGGAGUCCUGUGCCUGUCCCGCGCAACAUGGCGGAGAAUUUAAACGUUGAGCGUGGUUGUUCAGUGGCCUGUCUCUCCUCUGAAUCCCAGCUUCAGGAACUUUGUCGGCUCCAGCACAUCCGUUGUUCUCCUCUUGGGGUGAACAGGAAGAAUAUCUGCAACUUUGUCGUGGAAUAUCUGUGCGACUACAAGAGAAUACAGGAGGAGGAGUUAUACCUUGUGAAAUGGAAAGGAUACCCAGAUUCUGAGUGCACAUGGGAACCGCGACAUCACCUCAAGUGCUUUAACCUCCUCAAGCAGUUUCACCGUGACUUAGAGAGAGAACUUCUCCGCCGGGCCAAGGCCGCAGGGAACAGUACGAAUAGAAAGGCCAUCGUAAAGUGCCCACGUAGGCUUGACUCCAGCCUUUCCCACCAUGUAGUUUUAAAGGCCAAACAGAGACAACGGCUUCGUUUGUGGGAGCAAAAGCUGAAUGCCAAGCGCGCCCACCCAGGCCUCAUCUUAAUAGAGAAUGAAGUGGAUCUGGAGGGGCCCCCAAAUAACUUCACAUACAUUAAUGAAUACAAGGUGGGGGAAGGUUUAACCAUUACCCAAACGGCUAGAGGGUGCAAGUGCCGGGACUGUUUUACAGAUGAGCGUGGCUGCUGUCCGGGAGGAUUUCAGCACAAAUUUGCUUACAAUGAAGACGGAGAAGUUAAGGUCAAACCUGGCUUUCCAAUUUAUGAAUGUAACUCUCUGUGUCGCUGUGGCCCCUCCUGUCCAAAUCGUGUUGUACAGAAAGGAAUUCAGUAUAAAUUCUGCAUCUUCAGGACCUCGGACGGAAGAGGCUGGGGAGUCCGAACCUUGGAAAAGAUUCGCAAGAACACCUUUGUUAUGGAGUAUGUUGGCGAGAUCAUCACCUCCGAUGAGGCCGAACGCAGAGGACAAAUCUAUGACCGUCAAGGGGCUACCUAUCUGUUUGACCUGGAUUAUGUAGAAGAUGUGUACACUGUGGAUGCUGCCCGCUAUGGAAAUAUCUCACACUUUGUAAACCACAGUUGUAAGCCGAACCUCCAGGUCUACAACGUCUUCAUUGAUAAUCAGGAUGAACGUCUACCUCGCAUUGCGUUUUUUGCUACUCGCACAAUACGCACUGGAGAGGAGCUUACUUUUGACUAUAACAUGCAAGUGGAUCCAGUAGAUGUUGAAAGCACAAAGAUGGAUUCUAAUUUUGGUCUGGCCGGCCUGACUGGAUCACCCAAGAAAAGGAUCAGAGUGGAAUGUAAAUGUGGCUCCAAUAAGUGUCGUAAAUACCUCUUCUGACUGUAGACUCUGUGGACAGGCCGCUUGCUCCCACAGCACUUGAAUAACUGUUACAGGGGGAGGGUAGAGCGUUUACAUCCCCUGAAAUGAAUUAAUCUGAGGGAGGAGCUCCGACUCCACUGCCUUCCAUACCCCACCCUCCUGACCAUGGUGCUAUAUGGUUUUUAUCCUUUUUUUUUUUUUUUAUGUAAAAUUUAUCAGGGCUUCCACUGCUCUCCUGGAAGUACUCUGUUCCUUUUUAUCCUUCACUGUCGUUGUGCACAGGGGCCUCUCACGCUGCGCUACACUCCAUACUUUAGAAUACUUGAAUGGUCCCCUGUCUGCUAUUCAAUCUGCAGGAACAUAAUGAAAUAUGCACCAGAUCCGGCAGAUUCGCAGCGUUUCUGUUCUUUUCUUGUAUAGAAAUAUUGAAUUUUUUUUUCUUUUUUAAUUCUGAACACUCAUUAACUGUUUCAUUUUUUUUUUUUUUUAACCUUUUUAGUCUUG